This is a messenger RNA of Cotesia glomerata, 1185 nucleotides long. Its product is annotated as microfibrillar-associated protein 1-like. The record is from RefSeq and is a predicted model, not a curated record. Bases 40 to 1182 code for a protein of 380 amino acids. Gene Ontology annotation, cellular component: U2-type spliceosomal complex. Gene Ontology annotation, biological process: mRNA splicing, via spliceosome. Lineage: Eukaryota; Metazoa; Arthropoda; Insecta; Hymenoptera; Braconidae. Gene Ontology annotation, molecular function: RNA binding. The transcript has 2 exons.
UUUCCACAACCUAAAAAUUUUUCAAUAAAUACAUUCAAGAUGGAUUAUUUCGUGACGAAUAGUGCUUUAGCAGCAGCUCCGAUGGGGAUACAAAGUACAGCAGGAGCUGUUCCUGUUAGAAAUGACAAGGGAGAAGUAUCUAUGAAAAAGGUUAAGGUACACAGAUAUGUAUCUGGAAAAAGGCCUGACUACGCACCAGCUGCAAGUUCUGACGAAGAAUCUGAUGAUAAUGGUUUCCUAGAAAAAUGUUCAAAGCCGAUUAAAAAUGAUGUAAGUAACGCUAUCAUUGAUAACAAAGCAUCGACAUCGAUAAUACAUGAUGAAGAAGAUCCACGGCUGAGGAGAUUGACACAUCUUGGCCGUCAAUCUAAUGAUGAAUCAGGAACAAUCGUCAAAAGACAUCGUCACAUCCAGAAGCCAGAAAUUAUUGAAACCGAAAUGACGAACGCGCGGAAGAAAAUAAAACUCGAGAGUUCUGAUUCUUCAGAUGAUGAGGACUUAUCUGAUACUGAAAUAGAACGAAGGCGUGAGGCGCUAAAACAACGUGUGAUAUCCAAGAAAGAAACCGAGGAAGAAAUAAUCAAAGACGAGGAAGAAGAAACUCAAGGAAGUAAGCCAGCUGACUCAACAGAAAGUAAACUUGAGGACGUUUGUACGGAUGACGAGAAUGAUGAAGUCAGGUACGAAGCCUGGAAACUCCGUGGGUUAAAAAGAAUAAAACGAGAUCGAGAGGAAUAUGAAGCCACUGAGAAAGAAAGAUUGGAAAUAGAAAGAAUCAGAAACUUAACUGAAGAAGAACGUCAACAAGAAGCUAAGCUUAAUCCAAAAGUUAUCACCAAUAAAGCCGCUAAAGGAAAGUAUAAGUUUCUGCAAAAAUACUAUCAUCGAGGUGCAUUUUAUCUGGAUAAAGAUGAAACUAUACUCAAACGUGACUAUUCUGGAGCUACACUGGAGGAUCAUUUCGAUAAAACAGUUUUACCUGAAGUCAUGCAGGUCAAAAACUUUGGACGUCGUGGACGAACCAAGUAUACUCAUUUGGUCGAUCAAGACACUACACAAUUUGAUUCCCCUUGGAUAUCUGAGACAGCCCAGAAUCUUAAAUUCCACAAUAAUCAAUCUGCUGGAACGAAGCAGUUAUUCGAGAAACCGUCAUUGAAAAAACGAAAAUACGACGGUAAUUAAAUA